Penaeus chinensis is the source of this 1524-nucleotide messenger RNA. RefSeq names its product 2-amino-3-carboxymuconate-6-semialdehyde decarboxylase-like. NCBI's taxonomy places the organism in Eukaryota, Metazoa, Arthropoda, Malacostraca, Decapoda, Penaeidae. Gene Ontology annotation, cellular component: cytoplasm; cytosol. Gene Ontology annotation, biological process: secondary metabolic process. The record is from RefSeq and is a predicted model, not a curated record. Gene Ontology annotation, molecular function: hydrolase activity; carboxy-lyase activity.
UAUUAACAAGUUCCACCCGUCCUCUCAACUCACAUAUAUCUAACGACACAUUUUCCUCCCCGCCUCAUCCAAAGCGUGUAAAACGGCAAUGUCUUAGUAUCAGCAAGGACCGUAUGACAGAUAUAGUUCAGAAAAGUGAAUGGGAGUAUCUGGUAUCAGUCACGGUGAAUACGAGUGGCAUCAGGAGGAACGGGAGGAGGUUUUCCUUGAAAUCUUUGUCACUAGCUGGGUCUUCACACCCGAGAGGUUACACGGGAUAAGCUAUUGGGUCGAUUAUCAAAGAGUGUGAAGAAGGACCUCCCCUCUCCCUAUACCCAUACCCCCACGCCCGUACAGCCUCCUCCUGCUCAGCCGCCUCCAGCCCAGCUUCCUCCUGCCCAGCCUCCUCUUGCCCAGCCCUCGCGAUGCCCUUCCUGAAGCUGGAUCUACACAACCACAUCCUGCCGGAGUCGUGGCCGAACUUGAAGGAGCGAUAUGGGUACGGAGGAUUCAUCCAACUCGAUCAUGAGUCCUGUGCCAUUCCCGGGAAAGCCAACAUGAUGAAGGACGGGCAGCUUUUCCGCGUGGUGGACGAUAACUGCUGGAGUCCCGAGGCGAGAAAAGACAUGGACGACACAGGAGUCACAGUGCAGGCCCUGUCCACCGUGCCCGUGAUGUUCUCGUACUGGGCCAAGCCUGAACACACACUGGAUCUGAGUAGGCUACUGAACGACGACCUCGCCAAGACCGUGCAGCAAAACCCACGUCGGUUCGUCGGCCUCGGAACCGUGCCCAUGCAGGCCCCCGAACUCGCCGUCGAGGAGCUAAAGAGACUCAAGGGUGACCUACGCUUCCCCGGCAUACAGAUCGGGUCGCACGUCAACGAGUGGAAUCUCGACGCCAAGGAACUCCAGCCGGUGUGGAAGACGUGCGAGGAUCUUGGUCUGUCAGUGUUCGUCCACCCUUGGGACAUGCAGAUGGGAGGACGGCAAUCGAAGUACUGGUUGCCGUGGCUCGUCGGGAUGCCAGCUGAGACCGCCACUGCCAUCUGCUGCAUGCUUAUGGGCAAUGUCUUGGAGCAGUUCCCACGUCUGAAGGUCUGCUUUGCCCACGGCGGCGGGUCGUUCCCCUACACCGUGGGUCGCAUCCAACACGGGUACGACGUCCGGCCCGACCUGUGUGCCACGGCGUGUGCCACGGCGCCGCGCUCCUUCCUCGGGAAAUUCUGGUGCGACAGCUUGGUUCACGACCCUGACGCUCUGAAGCUCGUGCUGCAGGUGAUAGGUGACCGACGCGUGAUUCUUGGUUCCGACUACCCCUUCCCAUUGGGCGAACACCAUCCGGGGAAGUUGAUCGAGAAUUCGGACAUUCCCGACUCCAUCAAGAAACAGCUGCUUUUCGACAACGCUCUGGAAUUCUUGAAUUUGGAAGCCUCUCAGUUCUCGUAAUGGAGGAAGGAGGAGGAGGAGGAAGAAGAGAAAGGGAAGAGGAGGAGGAGGAGGAGGAGGAGGAACAUGUAGAGGAGGAGGAGGAACAUGUAGAGGA